AUGGGCAAACACGUCGUCUUCGAUGUCGUAGGCACUCUAGUCUCCUACUCCGCCUUUUACGACUGCGUCGAAAAAGUGCUAGGCCCCAAACUCCUCGCCCAAAGCAUCUCACCAAAACUCUUCGGCUUCGCCUGGCUGGAAAGUUCGGAAAGAGAAUUCACCUACCUCUCUAUCUCAUCGCGCUAUAAACCCUACAAGACCGUCUUCUCUGCCAUGUUCUACCGCAUGCUGUGGAUGAGUGGCAUCACCUCCCCACGAGACUUUGCCACCGACGCCGAAAGAGAUGAAAUGGUAAAAUCUUAUUCGCAGUUGCAAUUGAGGGAAGGCGUGCAAGAGACUUUUACGUUGCUCAGGGAGGCAGGGUUUGAAGUUUGGUGUUUGACGACUGGAGAUCAAGAGAGAGUGUUGGGAUACUUCAAAAAUGCGGGAGUGGAUUUUCCACAGGAGAACUUUAGAUCUUGUGAUUCGAGGGGGGUUGCUAAGCCGGCGCUUGAUGCGUAUAGACCGCUAUUCGAGGGGUUUGGAGUCGAGGAGGAAAAGUGGUUUGCUGCGGCGCAUUAUUGGGAUGUCUCGGCUGCUAAGAUUGUUGGGUUCAAGGGAGCUUAUUGUUCCGUGUAUGAAAAGGAGGAUUGCAAGGAGUUGUUUGAUGUUGACAUGGACGUCAUGGCUGAUACACUGCCUGAGAUGGCCAAGAAGAUGAUUGAAGCAUAA
Molecule: messenger RNA, 711 nt
Organism: Aureobasidium namibiae CBS 147.97
Lineage: Eukaryota; Fungi; Ascomycota; Dothideomycetes; Dothideales; Saccotheciaceae
Product: putative 2-haloalkanoic acid dehalogenase
Exons: 2
Coding region: 1-711 (236 amino acids)
Source: RefSeq, a predicted model, not a curated record